Biomphalaria glabrata is the source of this 551-nucleotide messenger RNA. RefSeq names its product schistosomin-like. The transcript has 4 exons. The record is from RefSeq and is a predicted model, not a curated record. NCBI's taxonomy places the organism in Eukaryota, Metazoa, Mollusca, Gastropoda, Planorbidae. Bases 121 to 411 code for a protein of 96 amino acids.
UUCCAACAUAAAUUUUCAGCUAUAUAUACAGGCCAGUGCGUCGUUCGAGUCACACCAGACGACUAACCGCACUGAUCUUUAUAUUUUGUGUAAGCCCAGCAUAUCGUAGCAGCAUUCACCAUGAAGACAGUAUUUAUUAUUCUUGCCCUGAUUGUCUGUGCCGUCGUGGCCGACAACUACAGAUGCCCCAACCCGGGUGACGCUUUUGAAUGCUUUGAGUCUGACGCCACUGCCAGGUUCUGUGUGUCUGGUAAACGGGGAGCCUACGUCAUCUGCUCCAAAUGCAGAAGGAAAUACGAGUUCUGCGCCAACGGCGCUAAGGUGUCCAAGAGACCGGAAGUUGAAUGCAGACCAGAUUGGGCCUCAACCGAAUGUACUUCCGAUAACAGUGAUGUCCCCUCUGUCAUGUAAAUAUUGAGGUGAUGUAAAGACACAACCAAGACACAACCAAGACACAACCAAGACACCAAACAGACCUGUUAGUACGUGUUAUAUUUAUGGAAUUCUCAUAUGAAGUUAUUAUGUAAUAAACUCAAAUAUAAGAAAGAAAA